Quercus lobata is the source of this 701-nucleotide messenger RNA. RefSeq lists its product as uncharacterized. The transcript has a single exon. Bases 86 to 589 code for a protein of 167 amino acids. The record is from RefSeq and is a predicted model, not a curated record. Lineage: Eukaryota; Viridiplantae; Streptophyta; Magnoliopsida; Fagales; Fagaceae.
GACUCAUACAUACACAAAGCUUUAUACUUGCUAUAAACUUUCAUUUUCUUUAGCUUCUUUCUUCGCUCCAAUUUUCUUCUUCCAUAUGGCUUCCCCAGUACCUGCUUGUGAAUCCAACAUAGUUGGUAGUGACAUCCAAGAGAUUCAAGUUUCAGAAGUUGAUGGUGCAAUCCUAAUGUCCCUAUUGGAAGAACCACAAGCCGAAGAGCGUGACGAGGAUCGAUUAAAUAGCUUAAUCAGGUCAUUAGAAGCAGAGAUCAAAUCCAAUGCAAUGGACAGUCACGAUUUUAGCAUGGACCCUGAUUUCCUUGCGGAAGAUGGUCAAGUUUGCAGUGUAGGACAGGAUGUCGGUCAUGAUUGCUUGGUCUCACACGAUCAACACGGCUUUGGACGGAUAGGUACGGUGCCAGAGACUUCAUCACCCAGUGAUGAUAUGAAUUGGUACAUGGACCUUUGUGAAAAUGAGAUGGAGGGUAUUGCUGAAGUUGGACUCAGUGAUUAUUCUCAUAUGUAUUAUGGUGUUUCCUUAGAGGAACAAGGAUACAGAUCAUUGUGGCAAGAAACAUAUGAUACAGUUAUGUUCAAUUAGGCAGUGCUAUGACAUGUACAUUUUGAUUUUAAAGCUUUGGAAAGCACUUUCCUUUCUUUUUUUCCCAAUCUAUUCCAAUUUAGCUAUUGAUGAUGAAAAUUUUCACACCCCA